This is a messenger RNA of Archocentrus centrarchus (flier cichlid), 1947 nucleotides long. RefSeq names its product von Willebrand factor A domain-containing protein 5A-like. The record is from RefSeq and is a predicted model, not a curated record. NCBI's taxonomy places the organism in Eukaryota, Metazoa, Chordata, Actinopteri, Cichliformes, Cichlidae. The transcript is spliced from 14 exons.
AUGGUGGAGAACCUGGACCUAGACAUAAGUAACUGUACAAUAAUGAACUGCUGCGGUCUGCUAACUCUGAAGAAGGAACCAGUUCCUCUGAAGAGCAUUGAGGUGGAGCUGGAGGUGAGGGACCAUGUGGCUACAGUGGUCUCCACUCUGAACUAUGAGAACAAGGAGGACAAACCAUUAGAGGCUGUUUUUGUCUUCCCUCUGCCUGGAGAUGCUGCUGUCUGUCAUUUCAGUGCUAAGAUUGGACAGACACAGAUUGUAGCUGAGGUGAAGGAGAAACAGGAGGCUCGUGAGGAGUAUGAUGAUGCUCUGAGCUCUGGUCAGCAGGCCUUCCUAUUGGAGGAGAGUGAGCAGAGUCCAGAUAUAUUCUCUCUGAGUGUGGGCAGUCUGCCUCCAGGAGAGAGCGCCUCCAUCAGGUUGGAGUAUGUCACUGAGCUGGCUGUGCAGGCUGAUGAUGGGCUGAGGUUCUGUCUGCCUGCUGUGCUCAACCCUCGAUACCAACCUCAGGGUAGUGAAGCUGCAGGUGUCCAGGUGACUUCUGUUCCAGCCUCUCUGGUGCCCUACAGCCUGUCUUUCUCUGCCCGAGUGUCCUCUCCUCGUCCAGUCUCUAAAGUAGAGUCCAACUGUUCCCUGGACCCUCUCCAGUACCUGAGCACUGAUCAAACCCAGGCCACGGUCAAGUUGGCUGCAGGACACAAGUUUGACAGAGAUGUUGAACUGCUGAUUUAUUACAAAGAUGCCCACCAGCCCACUGCUGUGGUGGAGGCAGGACAGGCCUCUGCUGAGGCAGGCACUCUGAUGGGUGAACCAGUGGUGAUGGUGAGUCUGUACCCUGAGUUCCCCCAGUCUGUGAUGUCUUCAUUGGCUUCAUGUGGAGAGUUUGUGUUCUUAAUGGAUCGAUCUGCAAGUAUGAGAUGUGCUACCAAUUACAGCAAGCAGCAGGAAACUCACAUCCGCAGUGCCAGGGAUACUCUGCUGCUCCUGUUGAAGAGUUUACCAAUGGGCUGCUAUUUCAAUAUUUACAGUUUUGGGUCCACAUAUGAACACAUCUUCCCAUGAAGUGUGGAGUAUAGUGAGAAGACCAUGGAGGAGGCUCUGAAGAAAGUUGAGCAGAUGGAGGCUAAUCUGGGAGGAACGGAGAUCCUGCAGCCCCUCAAACAUAUUUACAGCCAGCCCUGCAUUCCCGAUCAGCCUAGACAGCUGUUUGUCUUUACUGAUGGAGAGGUGUGGAACACCAAAGAAGUGAUAGAUCUGGUGAAGGAGAAUUCAGGUUCUCACAGGUGUUUCUCUUUUGGGAUUGGGGAAGGGGCCAGCUCUGCUCUCAUCAAUGGGAUGGCCAAGGAAGGAGGAGGUCACGCUCAGUUCAUCACAGGGACUGACAGGAUGCAACCAAAAGUGAUGCAGUCGCUGCGAUUUGCUCUGCAGCCAGCAGUGCAGGGUGUUUCAGUCACAUGGGAUUUACCAAAGGAAGUGUCUGUCACUGUCCUCUCUCCACCAAUCACAGCAGUUUUCCAGGGUCGGAGGUCACUGAUUUAUGCUCAGCUCACUGGACAGAGCUCAGAGGCAGCAGAGGGCUGUGUGACAGUGAAGUACAGCCUGGCAGGUCAUCCCUCUGAGAACCAGCUGCACUUCAGUCUCAGACCUGCAGCAGACACUGGAUUAACAGUCCACAGGUUAGCUGCUCGCACUCUUAUUCGCUCGCUAGAGAUGGAAGAGGGAGACAGCAGGCGAAAGAAUGAUGGAGGAGUGAAGGAGAAGGUGGUGCAGCUGAGUGUCCAAUCAGGAGUGAGCAGUUCUUUCACCGCCUUCAUUGCUGUCAAUAAAGACAAAAACGAGGCGAUCCAAGGACCUCUUCUGCACCGAGAUAUUCCAGUACCCAGUGAGUGUAAAGCAACAAGGAGGAACCUUGUCCUGUUCAACCAUAUUGUGCUUGUGGCAUCAAUGUAA